UUUCAACUUCCUUCUGCUCCUUUUUUUUUCUUUAUUAUUUUUUUUUCUUCUGUCAAUGUUCGACAUUUUUGCAGGUGGAGAAAAUAGAAUAAUUCUACCCAGCUAUGUCUACCCACUACUUUUAGUAGCACCUAGUAUUUUAUUAGCCGCGAUCGUAGCUAUACCAAACAACAAACUACCAAGUUGGGUUAAGCAAUGCUUGUCAGUCCCUUUACUCUUGGCAGUCUUUCUUAUACCUUUUGGCUUUACGAACGGCAAUAAAGUAUUUGACUUGACGGCAAGCGUAACCAGCUACAACUUAUUUCUUAGACACCUUGAAUUAUAUUGGAUAGGUCCUCUUAUUCAAGGCAAGCCUGUAUAUGCUUCCCUUGAAUCACUCUGGAUUGAAUUUUGGAGUUGUUUGUGCACAUUCCCCGAAAAAAACAAACAAGAUAAGGCAAAGGCAUAUGCUAAAGACAAAAAAUUCUAUCAUAUUUUAUUUUAUUUGCUUAUCCAUCUCUUCAUCACUGACUUGCUUGCAAACUGGGCUACUUCAUUUACAGGCCAAGAGAUUGUCAUUAUGGAACAAGAGCGACCUGUCACUUACUUUAUUUAUGUCUUGACUUGUAUUGUCGUUCUCAAUAGUGCAUUUAAUGUCAUUGGUUAUAGCCUUCAAUUAUUUUAUUGUCUUUGUUUCGAACAUGGUUCUUGGUCUUCAGAGCAAUGGCGUCCCUUGAUGAAAAAUCCAAUUCUCGCCAAUUCACUGAAUGAUCUUUGGUCUCAUCGCUGGCAUCAACUAUUCAAAACCACUUGGCUUACUCUUCCUUUUCGACCCGUUCGUCUUCUUCUAAUGCGACUAUUAACCAAGCGUAUCAAGAACCCCAAACCCAUCGCCUUUAUGGCAGCUUCUCUUUCAGUCUUUGUAGCAUCUGCAUUUAUGCAUGAAUAUGCAGUGGCUGCUAAUUUGGGAUGGCGUCUUUAUAGCCGUGUAUUCAAAGGAGAACAGUGCAUUUUCUUUAUAGGACAUGGUAUUGCUGUCAUCAUUGAACAGUUCAUCAAGACCAUGUUGAUACCCAGCCAACUCAAACGGUCUAGUUGGAUGCAAUUGUCAGGACAUGUCUGGACUGCAGCGGUGGGUUAUGUGUCGUUUUAUUACAUUGCGCAUGGAUUCUUGUCUUGGGGAUUUCAGUUUGAUAAUCCUAUCACAUUCAUGCAACCAUAUAUAAAACACUAUGUGUAUGCUCACCCAAUCUUACAUUCUUAUUUUGGAAGUCGUUUUUAGACAAGAAACUUUAAUAAAAUG
Gilbertella persicaria is the source of this 1282-nucleotide messenger RNA. RefSeq lists its product as uncharacterized. The record is from RefSeq and is a predicted model, not a curated record. The coding region runs from base 56 to 1261 and encodes 401 amino acids. The transcript is spliced from 3 exons. NCBI's taxonomy places the organism in Eukaryota, Fungi, Mucoromycota, Mucoromycetes, Mucorales, Choanephoraceae. Gene Ontology annotation, biological process: lipid metabolic process.